ACGCACGCUUUUUCCACCACCCCUGACAGAAUACCCAACCGAAGAAGCAGUAGGUGAAAACCCAUUUCGCUGACUGAAGACUACAUUUGAAUUCGUUUAGAUCGCAAUAAUCAAUCGAUUUAGGGAAGCAGCAGAUCUCGUUCUAAUCUGAUUCGAUCGGAGCUCCGGUGAGAUUCUGCAGCCAUGCCGGUGGCAGCUUCCGCUAUUUACUUCCUCAAUCUUCGUGGCGAUGUCCUCAUUAAUCGCCUCUACCGCGACGACGUCGGAGGCAACAUGGUGGAUGCUUUCCGAGUGCAUAUAAUGCAAACAAAGGAACUUGGCACUUGUCCUGUACGGCAGAUUGGUGGAUGCUCCUUCUUUUACAUGAGGAUUAGCAAUGUUUACAUCGUGAUUGUUGUAAGCAGCAAUGCCAAUGUUGCUUGUGCAUUCAAGUUUGUUGUUGAGGCGGUCACACUAUUUAAAUCUUAUUUUGGAGGAGCUUUUGACGAGGAUGCUAUCCGCAAUAACUUUGUUUUGAUAUAUGAACUGUUGGAUGAAAUAAUGGACUUUGGUUACCCUCAAAAUCUUUCGCCAGAAAUCUUGAAGCUUUACAUAACUCAGGAAGGUGUACGGUCUCCAUUUUCAUCCAAGGCCUCUGACAAACCAGUUCCAAAUGCAACACUGCAAGUUACUGGUGCUGUUGGCUGGCGCAGGGAAGGUCUUGUCUAUAAGAAAAAUGAGGUGUUCCUUGAUAUUGUGGAAAGUGUUAAUCUUCUUAUGUCUUCAAAAGGUAGCGUUCUGCGGUGCGAUGUAACUGGGAAGAUUCUCAUGAAAUGUUUCCUUUCUGGAAUGCCUGAUUUGAAGUUGGGAUUAAAUGAUAAAAUUGGACUUGAGAAAGAAUCACAGCUUAAAUCCCGUCCUGCUAAGAGUGGGAAAACUAUUGAGCUUGAUGAUGUCACUUUCCAUCAAUGUGUAAACCUUACAAGAUUCAAUUCGGAGAAGACCGUUAGUUUUGUUCCUCCGGAUGGUGAAUUUGAAUUGAUGAAGUAUCGUAUUACGGAGGGGGUUAAUCUUCCAUUUCGGGUUUUGCCAACUAUCAAGGAAUUGGGUCGAACACGUAUGGAGGUGAACGUAAAGGUGAAGAGUGUUUUUGGGGCAAAAAUGUUUGCACUUGGAGUGGUUAUUAAGAUUCCAGUACCAAAGCAAACAGCAAAAACAAGUUUUCAGGUGACAUCAGGCCGAGCAAAAUACAGUCCUUCUACUGACUGUUUGAUUUGGAAGAUAAGAAAAUUUCCAGGACAAACUGAGCCAACCUUGAGUGCAGAAGUAGAGCUGAUAUCAACAAUGACAGAAAAGAAGUCCUGGACCCGCCCUCCAAUUCAGAUGGAAUUUCAGGUUCCUAUGUUCACAGCUUCUGGAUUGCGUGUUCGUUUCCUCAAGGUGUGGGAAAAGAGCGGAUACAACACCGUUGAAUGGGUUCGUUACAUUACAAAAGCUGGUUCGUAUGAAAUUAGGUGCUAAAAUAAAGAGAGGAGUUGUGAGAUGUUAUUGCUCAUGGCCUAUUUAGGGAGAACACCACUGUCUGUAUCAUCUUCCAACCGCACGAUCAUGCGUGGACCCCACUUUUGAUGCAGUUUCUCCUUCUGCGCAUUAUGUAUUCUUCAGGGUAAUUUGCUGAAACAAGAAAGUUACAAAGAGAUAAUUUGAGAUCAAUGUUUUAUGGCAGGCUGUGGAUUGACAAUUUGAAUAUAUAUAUUUUUUCCUUUACCAGAUUUGUUUUUGUAUAGUGUAUCCUUAAUUAGGACCGCAGAGCGGGCACGACCAAUUUUUUUUUAUUAUAUUUUCAUUUUCUUCCCGAUCCAUCUGAUUUACGAUUGUUACGAAACCACUAUGUUUUCUGGGACAUAUUUAUCUUUUAGAUUAUUCGAGUGUGAUCUGUAUGUGUUAUCGACUAUCGUCUUUGGUUCAAUUGUUUGUGGCAAAAAUGUGGUUUGCUUAUCUA
Molecule: messenger RNA, 1981 nt
Organism: Erythranthe guttata (spotted monkey flower)
Lineage: Eukaryota; Viridiplantae; Streptophyta; Magnoliopsida; Lamiales; Phrymaceae
Product: Clathrin adaptor complexes medium subunit family protein
Biological process (GO): vesicle-mediated transport; intracellular protein transport
Cellular component (GO): clathrin adaptor complex
Source: RefSeq, a predicted model, not a curated record